AUGGGUAAUAAGGACGCGCAGCCGGAAGCGCAUAUGUUUUUAAGUGAAAGCACAAUGACUGAACAAUUUUAUACUACAAAGAAAAUGCAAAGUGAAUACUGGAAUCUCAACACCGGAGCAGUUCCAUCAGCCUUAGCUGUGGAGCCUGAGAACGGCGUUAUUAUGGUGUCUUAUAAGGAUGGAACAGAUGAGAAUUUAAGACUUUUCCGUUAUAACAGUGACAAAGGUAAAAUGCAAGAGCUUCAAUCGGUAUCUAUACCUGGUGAAAAGAUUGUGCUAUGUGAGCUCUUGGGACCAAAAUAUAUUCAGGCAAUGAAAAAACGUGAAGAUAAAAUUUGUUCUUAUCAUGAUCAACUUAUACUUACUGCCCAUGCAGACGGCGUGGUAAAUUUAAUAUCGACGUCACUAGAACUUGGAGAUGCUAAAGUUAUUAGGCGUUUCAAUCAUAAAAGAUACUUGAGGAACGAGCUUGUAGUAGGCGACGAUAAAUGCGCCUUUAAUAGUAGCGACUGUGAAAAUGAACAGGUUAAGUCUACAACUCAUAUUCGUGAGUUAAAACCUUGGUUUGGGGAGUCUACGUGUAAUAUGGGAUUUGCAUCUGUCAUAGGUGACCAUUUAUUUGUAUGCGAAUUUGCGAACAAUAGGUAUCCAAUUUUUCAGCGUCACUGUCCAGGAAUUACCGCAAUUGAUUUGAAUCCAGAAAAUGUGUCCUUGCUUGCUAUGGCAGGAGCAAAGUACGGUAAGAACGGUAUCGCAAUAUGCGAUUUUAGUAAGGGUUCGACUUCUGGAAGCUUAUUUGUUGCGGCUAACGAGCGCGUUUCCUGUGCUAGUGAAUUGACAUCUCGCGGCUGCCUAUGGUUGGACACAGGUACUCUCGUAACUGUUUCCGGUAAUAAUAUAUAG
Eremothecium sinecaudum is the source of this 903-nucleotide messenger RNA. Its product is annotated as HHL146Cp. Bases 1 to 903 code for a protein of 300 amino acids. The record is from RefSeq and is a predicted model, not a curated record. Gene Ontology annotation, molecular function: protein binding. The transcript has a single exon. Lineage: Eukaryota; Fungi; Ascomycota; Saccharomycetes; Saccharomycetales; Saccharomycetaceae.